Salmo salar (Atlantic salmon) is the source of this 1736-nucleotide messenger RNA. RefSeq lists its product as uncharacterized. The record is from RefSeq and is a predicted model, not a curated record. Gene Ontology annotation, biological process: regulation of gene expression. Gene Ontology annotation, cellular component: nucleus. NCBI's taxonomy places the organism in Eukaryota, Metazoa, Chordata, Actinopteri, Salmoniformes, Salmonidae.
GUUUCUUCAACAACAACAACAACAGCUAGUCAGACACCUCACUACCUUUAUAGACAAAAAUCGUUGUAUAGUUGCAUCUGUGUUUUAAAAAUACGUAUGUCUAAUAGCUAGCUAGUUUCCCCAUUUCAUUUCAUAUAUACGUUGUUAGUUAGCUGGCUUGAUAAAUUAGCCUAUUACUAGGCUAACGAACGCCAGCUAGCUAGCUAACAUCUCCGACCAUGAGCUCACUAAGCUACUCUCCUCCUGCUAAAGAAGAGGAGGCCUGCUGGACGGAGAAAGAAACUCUCGUUAAAGAGGAGGAGGAAGAGGAGGCUGUUACAAUACAACAACAAGUAGAGGGUGAGGCUGUUACAGUGAAAGAAGAAGAGAAAGACGUUUCAGUGAAAGAAGAGGAAGACGCGUUCAGAGUGAAAGAGGAGGAGGAAGUUACAGUGAAAGAGGAGGAGGAAGAGACUGAGGAUGAUGCAGUUUUUAGAGUGAAAGAGGAGGAGGGGGAGAUGACUGUCACAUUGAAAGAGGAGGAGGGGGAGAUGACUGUCACAUUGAAAGAGGAGGAGGAGACAGGAGAUCUGAUUAAGACCAGAGAGAGACCAGACUCUCCCUCUGACAGCAGGAAGAGUCCUUCAGGGGAACCAGACCCAGAGACGCCCAAACCAGCCAAACGACAUCACUGCUCCUACUGCGGAAAGAGUUUUACUAAGUUACGAAAACUAAAAGAGCAUGAGAGGACACAUACAGGAGAAAAGCCUUUCCAAUGUUCCCAGUGUGGAAACAGUUUUAGUCAGUUAGGGAGCCUGAAAAUACAUAAGAGAAUACACUCUGGAGAGAAGCCUUAUCACUGCUCCCACUGUGGAAUGACUUUUAUCUGCUCAGGGAGCAAGAAGUUACAUGAGAGAGGACACACAGGAGAAAAGCCCUAGGACUGUUCCCACUGUGGAAGGAGUUUUAGGUGGUUAGAAGGCCUGAAAAAGCAUGAGAGGACGCACACAGGAGAAAAGCCCUACCAAUGCUCCCACUGUGGAAAGAGUUUUUCUCAGUCAGAGAACCUGAAAUCACAUCAGAGGGUACAUCCACAGGAGGAGAAGACAUACCACUGCUCUCAUUGUGGAAAGACAUUUUCCCAGUCAGAGGACCUGAAAUCACAUGAGAGAAUAGAGAGGCUGUGUUCUGACUUAUGUUUUUGACUGAGAAUUUGUGUUUUUGUUCUUGCCAAAUGAAAUCAUAUUGUUUAUAUGAAAUCAUAAAAAACAGGUUUACUUUUGUGGAUGUUUUUUCAUCUGGAGACAUGAUCAUGUCUAAAAUCAGAUAAAAUAUUUUAAAAUAUGUUUUUUUUUCUUAUUCGAUUGAUUGGAUGCAAAUGUCAAUCCUAUGAUGUUGUUCAUUAUAUUAUUUGCAAAAUGUAAAUUAUUAUAUAAGUAAGUAGCCUUGCACGAGCCCAGAACAGCUCUUAGAAACAGGAGCCUUGUCUUGUAUGAUCCAGAACAAAUCAAAGUUUACCUUACUGUGAAAUGCUUACUUACCAACAGUGCGAUUUUAAGUAAAAAAUAGGUAUUAGGUGAACAAUAGAUAAGUAAAGAAAUAAAAACAACAGUAAAAAGACAGUGAAAAAUAACAGUGGCGAGGCUAUAACAGUAAUGAGGCUACAUACACACACCGGUUAGUCAGGCUGAUUGAGGUAGUAUGUACAUGUAGAUAUGGUUAAAGUGACUAUGCUUAUAUGAUGAACAGAGAGUAGC